UUUUUUUUUGGUUUUGUUCAAGUGUUUGACGAGGAACCCAAGAGAUUGGCGUCAGGGAAUCAGGCUCGUCAGGCAACCCAGGACCCGACAUGGCGACAUCCUUUCCUUCAAUUACUGCAAACUACAAGUGGGAGAGUGAGAGGCUUCUUCUUCUUAAUCUAAUACUGUCAAGCCCCGGCAACAGAAUUUGAAAAGAGGAGGGAAGGAACAAUGGAGGUCAAGUCUCUUUCUUUUUUUCUCGGUCUCUGUUCCCCCAAAACUCGUAACAGUCCAAAGGGUAGCCUCGAACCAAGAGAUUACGUUAACCCAAACAAAUCACAAUUUCUAUUCCAUCCAUUUACUUCUUCUAUAGGUUAGGAUUCUCUGCCAACCCUCUCUGUUAUCACGUUUCCCCAACCCAACAAAACUUCUGUCUUCUUUUCUCUCUUCCCUUGUUUCCCUCCCUCUGCAACCUUUACUGCAUAGAGGAACAAGAUGAAUAGUAAACAGAAGCUUGUUGUGGAAGUUGUUAGAGCCCGUAACUUGAUGCCCAAGGAUGGGCAAGGCUCAUCGUCCGCAUUCGUGGAGGUGGAGUUUGAGAACCUGAGACAGAGAACCAAAGUGAAACACAAAGACCUGAAUCCUGUUUGGAAAGAGAAGCUUGUGUUUGACAUCAGUAAUGUUGCGGAUCUUCGCUAUAGAGCUGUGGAAGUUAAUGUCUUUAACGAGCGGAAAUCCGGCAGUAACCGGAAUUUUCUGGGUAAGGUGAGGAUUUCUUGUUCUAACAUUGCCAAGGAAGUUGAGGAGAUUCCACAGCUUUACCCUCUUGAGAAGCGGAGUUUGUUCUCUCACGUUCGUGGUGAGGUUAGCCUGAAGCUUUAUCUUUCAACAAAGGAACAGAUUACAAAGAAGGGUUACGGAAACGAACCCGCAACUUCUUCUUCUUUUGUGAAAAAUCAGAAAAAUAUGCAUCAGCAAACCACGCCUGGGUCUUUGGAUCUGCAACCACACAACCAGCAGCGGCCACAACAGAAACAAUUGACGCAGGACAACAAAUGGCCACAACCACCCCGGCAGCAACCAAAGCCUGUGGAGCCAAACCCAGGUGAAUUUAAGCCGGUCGUCUUCACAACCGGGCCCGGACCAUCUCUCCGCACUCCCAACAUUUCUGGUGUUGGUGGCAGUGGCGGUGGUGGUGGAACAGGGGAUUUUAGCUCUUCUGGUUUGAAUGAGUUCACAAUCAAAGAAACUAAUCCACAUUUGGGAGGAGGGUCCACCAACAAAGAUAAGAAUAGUUCGACUCAUGACCUGGUGGAGCAAAUGCAGUAUCUCUAUGUCCGGGUCUUUAAAGCUCGCGACUUUUCGAUCUUCGGCGGUGGUGAAGUAGUUGCAGAGGUGAAGCUUGGAAACUACAAAGGGAUUACUAAAAGGGCAAGCUUGAGUAACCCAGAAUGGGAUCAGGUCUUCGCUUUCUCCAAGGAUUCUAUUCAGUCAUCCAUGGUGGAGGUUUUCGUGAAAGAGACAAAUAAAAAUGAUUACUUGGGUCGAAUCUGGUUCGAUUUAAACGAGGUUCCCAAACGGGUUCCCCCUGAUAGCCAACUGGCUCCGCAAUGGUAUCGUAUGGAAGACAAGAGAGGGGAGAAAGCCAGGGGAGGAGAGGUGAUGGUCUCAGUCUGGUUUGGGACUCAAGCAGACGAAGCUUUUGCCGAGGCCUGGCAAUCCAAGGCUGCGAAUUUGAACUUCGAUGGCGUCUGUUCUAUCAAGUCCAAGGUUUAUCUCUCACCGAAGCUCUGGUAUCUCCGUGUUACCAUUAUUGAAGCACAGGACAUCGUUUCAGGCGAGAAGGGCUCGACAAUGACAAGGUCGUUCUCAGAGCUUUCAGCCAAAGCCCAAGUAGGAAACCAGGUGAUGAAGACCAGAGUCGCCUCGGCCGUUCCAAACCGGAGUCUCUCUAACCCAUUCUGGAACGAAGACAUGAUGUUCGUCGUGGCCGAACCGUUCGAAGACUACCUAAUGGUCUCCGUGGAGGACCGGAUUGGACCGGGACGUGAUAAUCUUCUGGGUCGCGUUCUAAUUCCCGUUGCUUCAAUAGAACGUCUAACCGAUGACGAACCGGCGGUCUCUAAAUGGUUCACCCUGGACACACACUGCAACAACAUGGGCUUGGCCGAACCAAAAGUGGUGACCCGGUUUGGUUCACGGAUCCAUAUUCGUCUCUCUCUCGACGGUGGCUACCAUGUGCUGGACGAGUCGGCUCUGUACAGUAGCGACGUACGGCCGACGGUGAAGCAGCUGUGGAAGCCCCACAUUGGUGUCCUUGAGAUGGGAAUCUUGGGAGCCACUGGGCUGACUCCAAUGAAGAUCAAGGAUGGAAAAGGAGGGUCCACAGACGCUUACUGUGUCGCGAAGUACGGUCAAAAAUGGGUUCGCACUCGUACUGCGGUUGACAGCUUGGCACCGAAGUGGAACGAGCAGUACUCGUGGGAAGUGUUCGACCCUUGCACCAUCAUCACCGUCGGCGUCUUCGACAACUCCCACACCAACAAAUCAGUCGGCGCCGCCCCCGGUGCUGGUGCCGGAGCAGUUGCAGGGGCAAGAGACUCUCCUAUUGGAAAAGUCAGAAUCCGGCUAUCCACGCUUGAAUCUAAUCGUGUGUAUACGCACUCGUAUCCACUUCUGAUGCUCCAGACAUCAGGGGUGAAGAAGAUGGGAGAGCUCCACCUGGCGAUCAGAUUAACCUGCGCUAACAUGGCUAACGUGCUCCAUAUGUACCCUUUGCCGCUGCUGCCUAAAAUGCACUACGUUCGUCCACUGUCAGUAAACCAGCUAGAGAGUUUGAGGCACCAGGCGCUGAACGUAGUGGCGACCCGGUUGAGCCGGGCAGAGCCACCGCUCAACCGGGAUGUGGUCGAGUACAUGCUCGAUCAUGGGUCUCAUAUGUGGAGCAUGAGACGCAGUAAGGCCAACUUCUUCCGGAUUAUUUCGGUUUUAUCGAGCCUCAUUGCAUUUUGGAAAUGGGUCGAGUCGGUUCGCAGCUGGCAGAAACCGGUCCACUCGGUCUUGUUUCUGAUCGUCUUCCUUGUGUUCGACAUAUUUCCUGAACUAAUUCUACCCUUCAUCUUUCUCUCUUUAUCUCUCUCGGGGCUCUGGCGAUACCCAUCGCGCCCUCGGCACCCGCCGCACAUGGACACUCGGCUGUCUUGUGCCGAGAUGGUGUAUGGCGAUGAAUUGGAUGAGGAAUUUGAUACGUUUCCGACAAGGCGCAGCGCCGACAUUAUUCGGGCGAGGUAUGACCGGUUGAGAAGUGUGGCUGGGAGGAUACAGACGGUGGUUGGUGAUUUGGCUACACAAGGUGAACGUUUACAAGCGCUGUUGAGUUGGAGAGACCCAAGAGCAACGCUGUUGUUUAUGGUGUCUUGUUUGAUAGUGGCGAUGGUGUUCUAUGUUGUGCCGUUUCGAGUGGUGGUGGGUUUGUGUGGGUUGUAUGCUUUGAGGCCACCCAAGUUUAAGAGCAAGUUGCCUUCUCCAGCUCUAAGCUUUUUUAGGAGGUUACCUUCGAAGGCUGACACUUUGUUGUAAGUAGAGAAUUGAGAAGGGUAGGUAGGACGUGCAUGGCUUUGUAUUUGGGAUGGAUUUUGUUGGAGAAUUUUGGAGGGAGGGACAUGGUUUCUUUGAAUUAAUGUGUGUUCGGAGAAUUUUUGCUUCAAUUACAGGAAAUUCAUGCUAUUUAAUUGGA
Molecule: messenger RNA, 3715 nt
Organism: Macadamia integrifolia
Lineage: Eukaryota; Viridiplantae; Streptophyta; Magnoliopsida; Proteales; Proteaceae
Product: FT-interacting protein 3-like
Exons: 1
Coding region: 475-3558 (1027 amino acids)
Source: RefSeq, a predicted model, not a curated record